AUUGGUCAGGAGCAGCGCAGUGGGUGGGACGGCCGCUCUUGGGUCUCCUAGGGCUGCUGGCCAGGUGCUCUAGAGUUCGGCGCCUUGCCUGAGUUUGGUGCUUCCGGCUGCUCGCCGAGGGGCUGCUCUCUGCUCCUUGCAGCGCCGGCCCGGCUCCAGAGUCUCAGAUAUGGACCUUCUUCAGUUCCUGGCAGCCUUCUCUGUCCUACUGUUGUCUGGCACAGAAGUCACAGGCACCCUGAAGAGCACUCUGGACCCGAGCCUCAAGAUUUACAAGAAGAUGUUUGAGGUGAAGCGGAGAGAGCAGCUGUUGGCGCUGAAGAACCUGGCACAGCUGAACGACAUCCACCAGCAGUACAAGAUCCUCGAUGUCAUGCUUAAGGGACUGUUUAAGGUGCUGGAGGACUCCCGGACCGUGCUCGUUGCUGCUGAUGUGCUUCCAGACGGGCCCUUCCCCCAGGAUGAGAAGCUAAAGGAUGCUUUCUCCCACGUGCUGGAGAACACAGCCUUCUUUGGUGACGUCGUGCUGCGCUUCCCAAAGAUUGUACACCACUACUUUGACCAUAAUUCCAACUGGAACCUCCUCAUCCGCUGGGGUAUCAGCUUCUGCAAUCAGACAGGUGUCUUUGACCAGGGCCCCCACUCACCUAUCCUCAACCUGAUGGCCCAGGAGCUGGGGAUCAGUGAGAAAGAUUCUGACUUCCAGAACCCAUUUAAAAUAGACCGGACAGAGUUUAUUCCUAGCAAUGACCCUUUCCAGAAGGCUUUGAGGGAAGAAGAAAAACGCCGGAAGAAGGAAGAAAAGCGGAAAGAGAUCCGGAAAGGCCCAAGGAUUUCAAGAUCCCAGUCUGAGUUGUAGCCCUGGACCAGUUUGGUGCCUAAGGGAUCAGAAAGUGGCCAGUCAGAAAAUGCUGCAACUGUGUGGCUCUGGAAUAGCACCAUCAAGCACCUUGAUGAGCACCAGCCACUUCCAGAUGGGAAUUCUGCGUUUGCUGGGUCCUCAGAAGCCAGGUUUGAGCCCUGGCCAAAAAGACUGAGCUUCCAGGAUCUUAUGGCACACCAAGGAGGCCUUGAGAAGACACAGUUCUGCAGACAGGAUCAUGCAGGGAAGCUGUUGAGGGAGGCUGGCUGAAGGAACUUCUAGCCUGGACCCCCUUGGUGAAGACAGGCUUCAGGCCAACUGCUGCCCUUCGUAAGGAAGCAGCAGAACCAGGCUUUGAGUUACAAGUGAAGGUGCUAUGUUUGCUGCCAGCCUCACUGUGUUCCUGGGCUGCCUGUCACUGGUCCAGCUCUCUGCAGAGCAAUACUAAAAGCUAGCAAAUCCACUGGCCUCCCCAAGGCUAGUGAGGAGACUAUAAGGGCAGCUACCACUUCUGGAGAUGUCGGGACCAGCCUAGAGUACAUUUCUGCCUCAUCAAGAAGGAGUCCCUGGUCUCUGCAGUGCAGAGAAACAAGAGCUAGGCUUAGGUCUCUCUCUCACUCACUCACUCACUCACUCACUACUACUCUUCAUGAUGGGCCAGUUUGGAGAGUGGACUCAGAAGUGUCCUGGGAGGGUGUUUAUUUCAAGGAGAUUUAAAAAGAACAUGAUCUCUAUUCUCAGAUAACUGGGGACAGUCAUUGAGCUGGUUCAGGGGACAAUCAACUUGUUCUCUCUGCUGCUAAAAGAUCCUGCCUGUGUAUGGGGAGAGGCUAUAGGGGACAAGUUGCAGGAGGCUGUGCUUUGUGGUGGGGCUACUGUACCUGGAUUGAUCAGACAGUGGGCUUCCUAGCUCAGGGUCAAGUAGAGUCCCGUGGACAGAGCAGGAAGCUAUGGAAGGAGCUAGGCUUUCAGAAGGCAGCCUGGUUUCUAUGAGUUUCAAAGCAGGUGGCUGCCUUGGCUCUAUUGAAAUUACAGCUCCACUUCUUUGAUCUUGCCAGUCCAAAAUGUAUCACUUAACCCCAGCCCUACCUCUACCUUCAAGUGCAGGUGUUCCAGCAGUGCUCAAUAGAGACCUGAGUCUUAGCCUGACUGACCUGACCUGCUCUUUCUGACCCUGUGCUGUGCCUUCAUUGGUAAAAUAAAUUUGAUGGUGUCUAAAUCCUCUGACAAGCUCUAAA
Messenger RNA from Arvicanthis niloticus (Nile rat), 2100 nucleotides. It is a transcript of the gene Ccdc134, whose product is annotated as coiled-coil domain containing 134. The record is from RefSeq and is a predicted model, not a curated record. Lineage: Eukaryota; Metazoa; Chordata; Mammalia; Rodentia; Muridae.